Heterobilharzia americana is the source of this 507-nucleotide messenger RNA. Lineage: Eukaryota; Metazoa; Platyhelminthes; Trematoda; Strigeidida; Schistosomatidae. The record is from the annotation of a GenBank genome assembly.
AUGUUAGAAUCUAAUUCAUCAAAGCAUAGUAAAGUAUUAAGAAGAGUAUUGAUACCAAUUGAUGGAAGUAAUGAAUCGAAGAAAAGUUUAAUUUGGUAUACUGAUAAUAUGAAACGUGAUGGUGACUUACUUAUGUUUGUUCAUGUUAUUGAUCCAGUACUUCCAUCAGCAUUAUCUGCAUUAUCAGCUGAAUGUGAAUUAAUGCCAGCUGGAGCAUCAUUUUAUAUACCUGAAAGUGAAAUGUAUAAAGCUAAAUCUAUGUGUCAACAAUUAGUAUAUGAAGCAAAUAAAUUUCGAAUAAAAUCUGAAGCAUUAAUUCAAGUUGAUACAAAACCUGGUCCAGCUAUAGUGAAAUUGAUAUCAGAGAAGAAGAUUGAUAUUGUUGUUAUGUCUUCAAGAGGUUUAGGAUUUUGGCGACGUAAUUUUAUUGGUAGUGUCAGUUCAUAUAUACUACAUCAUUCAAAUAUUCCUGUAUCAAUUGUACCAUUAUCUGGUAAUCAGUCAUAA